AUGGCUAUCAGAGGGAGCACAAGUUGGCGGACAGCCCGUGUUUCCAAGAAACUGUGGAGCACGUUCAGGACCAACUAUCAUUUGGGCUUCACUGCCUUUGGAGGCCCGCCAGUGCAUUUCAAGAUUCUCCGCGAGAAAUUUGUGGUCAAGCUGGGAUGGAUCGAUGAACAAAUUCGUGUGCCAGGCCUUCUCUGGACCUGGCAGCACCAAGAUGCAUUACUGCAUUAA
Molecule: messenger RNA, 228 nt
Organism: Verticillium nonalfalfae
Lineage: Eukaryota; Fungi; Ascomycota; Sordariomycetes; Glomerellales; Plectosphaerellaceae
Exons: 3
Coding region: 1-228 (75 amino acids)
Biological process (GO): chromate transport
Molecular function (GO): chromate transmembrane transporter activity
Source: RefSeq, a predicted model, not a curated record